AUGGCCAAGAUCAGCAACAUCCAUUACCAGCAGAUAUGUGGCCUCGCAUGGUCGUGCGACGGGCGACUCUUUGCCACUGGAGGGAACGACAACCUCUGCUGCCUUUUUGAGGUAGACCAUGUUCUUGGGCAGCGUCGAACGGAAUCUGCUCGGUCAGAAAAUGGAUAUCAAGGGAGAUUUGAGGCCCUCAGCCCCUACGGCGGUAUUGAAACAAGAGUUACACGGCCAUUUCAUUCCCCGCAAGACGUUUCAGGGACGGAAGAUGCAUCUGAAUCACCAAUUGCGGCUGAGAUGCGACCGCUUCCAAACUCGAGCGACACAGUCCGAUAUCUUGGGCCAGGGGCUGAGAGACACCACUGGGACCACGAUGCUGCCGUCAAAGCCAUUGCUUUCUGCCCCUGGAGGCGCGGUUUGGUCGCCACAAGUGGUGGCUCCAAUAACAAAUGCAUCCACUUCUACCAUACGACAUCAGGGGCGGCUCUGGCAACCAUUGCCGUGUCAGCUCAAGUGACCUCGCUCAUCUGGAGCACAACUCGACGAGAGAUUGUAGCCACGUUUGGUUAUGCCCAGCCCGAUCAUCCUUACCGGAUCAGCGUCUUCAGCUGGCCAGAGUGUAAGCAGGUGGCAGCGAUACCUUGGGAGGGCGAGUUGAGAGCUCUCUACGCCGUUCCGUACCCUCGAGGGCCUGCAUCUGACAGUGACGUACAACGAGAUGGGGGAUUUCAAGAGGGAAGCAUUAUCGUUGCAUCAAGCGACAAGAGCAUCAAGUUUCAUGAAGUGUGGUCGAGCGAGAAAGGGGCGACGGUGGGCGGCAGUGGCAUGCUUGGAGGAAGUGACAUACUCGAGGGGCUGGAAGGGAUCGACAAGGAAGGGGACGUGAUUCGAUGA
This is a messenger RNA of Fusarium falciforme, 888 nucleotides long. RefSeq lists its product as hypothetical. NCBI's taxonomy places the organism in Eukaryota, Fungi, Ascomycota, Sordariomycetes, Hypocreales, Nectriaceae. Gene Ontology annotation, cellular component: anaphase-promoting complex. Gene Ontology annotation, molecular function: anaphase-promoting complex binding; protein binding; ubiquitin ligase activator activity. The coding region runs from base 1 to 888 and encodes 295 amino acids. Gene Ontology annotation, biological process: positive regulation of anaphase-promoting complex-dependent catabolic process; positive regulation of ubiquitin protein ligase activity; anaphase-promoting complex-dependent catabolic process. The transcript has a single exon. The record is from RefSeq and is a predicted model, not a curated record.